AAUUUGUUUUGCUUUCUGUGGAGGCCGCGUCUUCAGUUUGUGUGUUGGCUUUGCUGAAAAUUCCUAUAAUAAUUAUCGAAAAAAUCAGUGAAACUCAAAAAAGUAAUCCUUCCACUUAAGUAUUUUAGGUACCUACUUGGCUACUAGUGCAUUCGAGAGGAAAAAGUCGUCUGCCGAGCUUGAGCGAUGAUUAUCGAUAAUCAGAAAAGUACCAGCAAAACGACACUGCUGAAACUGAUGCUGAUGCGUGCCUGGAAGGAGCGCUGGACCGAUUGCCAGUGGGGAAUCAACGUCAAAACGAUUUUAACUAGAGGAGUUAGUGGAGAUGUGUACAACCUGGCGGAUUGCAUUUUCCAACAGGCUAUUGUUGGUUCCGGAGCAAAUGCCCUUUUCCUGUCCUAUCUGAAACAUUCUCUCUGCACCCAUCUCAUUUCGCACGGUGCGGUACUCAGUCGGAUUGCGAAGUAUGAUCACUAUGAUAUGGACCAUUGCGUAAUUGCUCUGCUGGAAUUCUUGGAGCAGAUCAUCGAAGGGGUAACCUGUCGGAGCAAACAGGAAGAAGGUUCCCUCACUAGGGCUAUGCUUUCGUUGGUCUAUUGGCUAGUUCAAAUCUACGAGCACGCUAUUGAAACGUUUAACGAGCAGCGCUCGCUAAACGGAGAUCAGCAUGAUGUGCUCGAAAAGAUGGGUAACGUGCUGGAGAAAGUUGUCCAAAGUCAGUACCUUCUGGGAGUGGUCUACGUUGGAAAGUUCGAAGAUCCAGAAAUGUUUGCGAUGCUGACGAAGAAAAGCGAUAGGAUCAAUAAUUUGACCGUUGCUUCCGGGUUUGUUGCGCCCACUAUUGGUCAGAAAAAUGUCACCAUUAAUGACUAUCUGAGAAAGCUAGCGCUUAUAGAUAGCGAUAGUUUGGAGAUGAAAGAGUUUGAUGGAAAAGGCGUCGAACCCAUUACAUACUGUAUGCAACCUUUGAUUGCGAUUGACAUCUUGCUGAACCCGAAUUGCGAUACGCAAACUUUCGUAAGCGAGUUUUUAUCGAUCCAACGUCUCAAACGUUACCCACUGUCCAGAUUGUAUUGUGAAAUUAUUCGCGCCUGUUUAGUUUCUCUUAACAAUGUCAACGGAACGCCUCGUGAAUCGUUCAUCUGUGCAUUUACCUUCAUCAAGGUACCGCACAUUCUGCGCCAGAUUCACAUCCAAUCCCGGGUCCUGAAUCCAAACGACUUCGAAGACAAGCUAGAUUAUUCACCGGAAAUCGUCGAAGCGUUCGAGUUGCUGUUACAAGACUCACCCAUACUGGAUUUCAUGGAUGCUAAGUGCGCCUGUAAUACGAUCCAAUGUUUGCUGACCGAGAUGCUGAAGCACCAUCUCAUCAACGAGCAGUACAUGGAGGUGUUGGCCACCAAACGGGAAAUGAUUACUGCCGGGCUGCAGUUGUUGGACCUUAACCCAAAUCAACCUUCGAUUGUCAAGUUUGUCUUCCGCGCUGAGCCACCGCUGGUCGGUAUCCUGAAGACCUUGAGUGCCGAUUACAGUAAAGUACAGGAAGCUCUACUCGGAAUGCUUUGCCAAGUUCUGUCUGGCAACAGUUUCGAGUUGAUUCUAUCGGUCGCCACCGUCGAGGGGAAAUUGAAAACUUUCGUGUCCGGAUUGAUCAAAUGCAACGAAAACUCGAAACAGGUCCCGGGAGAAAUGGGCAAACCGGCCCUAACCCGGGCUACCCUUUUCGACGUUUCCUUCCUGAUGCUGUCGUUUAUCGUGCAAACGUACGGACCCGAUGUUGUGGGUCUGUCUGAGUCCGGUAGCGAUUCAUUUUUUGAAAAGUGGAUCCGCGAAUCGAUGGUAGAACGGAACAAGUCCAAAUCAGCCAUGGCCAUGGUCAAGGCGUGCGACCCGGCCAAAGUAGAAGAGUUGAUUGUAAGCUUGAACUCGCCUGAGGGAUUAAAGGCCAGUUCGUUAAAGUGGCAAGAGAUUUGUGCCAACAUUCCCGGACUGCUGCACCAGGUUCUACUUGCCUGGGAAAACGAAACCUUGUCGACCGUUGAGAUUAAAAAGUUUUUGGACAGUUUAAAAUCCCGCUUUUGUUCGUUUUCCAUUUGCGCUGCCUCUUGGCUCUGUGCUUACAUGCAAAUCGUUCGGCAGGACGAGCUGCAAAAACCGAUGAACAUGGUUCAGCAGUUCCUGACGGCAACCGGGACGGACGAAAUGAUGCAGCAGGACAAUUUUAAGGAACGAUUUGGAUUGACGGUUCAAAUAGUUCGUCGGAUGCAGCAGGACUUCCAACGGCUACCUUCGGGUGGUAGUCCCAAAAUGCGAGCCAUGCUUCAGUCACAGAGUUUGGUCUCCCAGGCACCGCUGGAGGAACAGUUCGAGGAAGUUUGGAAAAGCGUUCUGGAUAGGGGUUGGCUGCCGAUCGAGGCUACCUUGGUGUUGGACAAUUUGGUCCAAUCUUGUGGUCCAUUUUGGCUGGUUGACAAAUUGGUUCAGGAAAUUUUCCACUGUAAAUAUAUCAGGGAAAUGAACAAAACCAUGGAUAUUGUGUUUGCAAUAAUGCACCUGGAUAUCGAGCGUUGCACCAUUUCUCUGCUUUCCCAGCUGGUUCCGAUGAUGUUGCUCAACAAAUUGCAAAUUUCCGAAAUCGUGGACCCAUUUUCGCGGGUGCUGGCCAAGCUGUGCGUGUACUGUAUCAUCGCGACGAUGGAGGCACCGAUGGCACCGAGCAAGAAACGUUCCCGCACCGCGGCCAGCGAAGGCGAUGUGGACAUGGAUGCGCUCUGCCCGACGCCCAAGAUGCGCAAGAUGGGUUCGGAUUCGUGCGAUUCCAGCUCCAGCGAGUUCAUGCUGGAACAGGCCCUCGCCUAUCGGGAUGCACCGAGCACCCUGAAGGAGCCGCUGCAGAGCUGCCUGCAGGCUUUGUUCAAAACUUUCUCGCAGUACAUCGUUUCCGACGAACUGUCACCGAAGAUGUUCUUCAUUUUCCAGUUCAUAUCGCUGCUCGUCGAGGUGGGUCGGGAACGCAUCAAACCGGUGCUGAAGCUGAUCCCGAAUGGGCUGGUUCAAAGCAUGAUGAAGAUUAUUGCAUCGGAUGAUAUGACGGUGGGAUUUCUUUUGAAAUUAUAUGAUCUGAAUACAGCCUCUGGUAGGCAGUUUGCGAUGUCUGACUUAUGCCUAUUUCGUAACAUACAAAUGCGAAAAGAUAGUAUUACACUGUAAGUAACCUCUUUACUUAUGUUUUCAAUUUUUUGGCUCAAUGAGUAUUUAAUAAACUUAUAUUUGUCGUCGAAACCAGAA
This is a messenger RNA of Uranotaenia lowii, 3288 nucleotides long. RefSeq names its product mediator of RNA polymerase II transcription subunit 24 (gene MED24). Lineage: Eukaryota; Metazoa; Arthropoda; Insecta; Diptera; Culicidae. The record is from RefSeq and is a predicted model, not a curated record. Gene Ontology annotation, cellular component: mediator complex. The coding region runs from base 187 to 3210 and encodes 1007 amino acids. Gene Ontology annotation, molecular function: transcription coregulator activity. The transcript is spliced from 8 exons.